Molecule: messenger RNA, 1244 nt
Organism: Amyelois transitella
Lineage: Eukaryota; Metazoa; Arthropoda; Insecta; Lepidoptera; Pyralidae
Product: calexcitin-2
Exons: 1
Coding region: 141-731 (196 amino acids)
Molecular function (GO): calcium ion binding
Source: RefSeq, a predicted model, not a curated record
UUCAAAUAUGUGUGAUAUUACAUCUCACUAGCUUUAAGAAACAAAAAAAAAUUGAUAAAAAUAUUGAUCUGAACUAAACGAAAAAGGGAAGAAUUGUGUGUGAGUGCGUAUCGGUAAGUAAGUUAACUGUAAUAGAAAAAAUGGUAUCAGAUUUUCGAAAGAAGAAACUGUUGCAUGUCUACAAUGCAUUUUUUGACGCGAACCGAAGUGGCUCAAUAGACAAAGCAGAUUUCGAGUUUGCAAUAACUAAGAUUACAGCGAAAAGAGGUUGGAAACAUGGCGAUGAGAAACACACGAUAUUGAAAGAGAAGAUGCUGAAGAUCUGGGAGGGACUGCAGAGAGAAGCUGACGAGAAUAAUGACGGAGAAGUUAGCAAGGAAGAAUGGAUAGCUCUUUGGGACAAAUACGCUAAGAAUCCAACAAAUGCAAGUGAAUGGCAAAACGUUUAUUGCAAAUUAACAUUUUGGCUGGAAGACACAAGUGGUGACGGUGAAAUUGAUGCCGAAGAGUUCUCAAGUUUGUAUGAAUCAUUUGGAUUAGACAGAGGAGAAUCGAUCGAGUGUUUUAACAAGAUGGCUGGUGGCAGGAAGACGAUAGAUUGGGAGCAUUUUCAACAGCUGUGGAAGGAGUACUUUGCGGCUGAAGACAAGGAAAAACCUGGCAAUUUUAUAUUUGGAUGUUACGUGUGUAGUAUUAACCCAAACUCCCAUUCUCAUUCACAUUCACAUUGAUGUUUUAUUAUUUUUAUAUUUUAAGCUAGUUUACCGUAAUUUCUCUCAUUUUUCUCAGUUUUAUGAAUUUCGAUGUUUUGGAUUAACAGAUGUUGAGAAGUGGCAGAAUAAAAUCAUGUAAUUUAUAGUUACAUCACCGAUUUUAAAUAACGCACUAGGUUUAGUAAUAUUUGAUUAGGAUCCAUCAUCUAUUUAUUAUCUUCUUAUAUUAAUAAAUGCGAUCAUGUUCUUAAACAGAUUAAAAUAAACAUAACCAUUGUUUUGACGUUUUCACCUAAACCAUGCUUUCCUCCAUUUUUUUAAAACUAAUAAGGUAGAUGAUAAGAUCGAUAAUUUCACUUUCAUAAUUUCCAUGUAACAUGGACUAUGUUAUGUCGAAACAAGCUAAAUUGUAUUAUAAGGCUGAAAAAAGAAUUCUUAUUUUCGCAGUAACUAUUUGUAUAACGUGUUCGUUCGCUAAGCAUACAAAUUUGUCUGUAUUGUUUGCGUAAGAUAUUAUUGAUAAAAAUAAAC